This is a messenger RNA of Camellia sinensis, 1571 nucleotides long. Its product is annotated as RING-H2 finger protein ATL38. The record is from RefSeq and is a predicted model, not a curated record. Lineage: Eukaryota; Viridiplantae; Streptophyta; Magnoliopsida; Ericales; Theaceae.
UCCCUCAUUAUUCACUAAUCUCUCUAUGCAUAAUCUAAUCUCUCUCUCCCUCUCUCUCUCUCUCCAAUCCACAUUGGAUUUCACCAUGGCUUUCUAUACACACAAAUCUACACUCUCUUCCAGUUGAUGCUCACAAAAAAUUAUAGAGAGAGAAACUGAGGUAUAUCUAUCUUAUCUAUCUCUAGAGAGAUUUUCUAUAAAUUUCCAGAGAAAAUCAAGGAUUUUGGUGUUAUACUUGUCUGUUUGGUGUAGUUGAGAGAGAUAGAUAGCAAUGGUGAUGACUAGUUCCAGAGUGAAGUUCUAGGGUUUGCUGUGUUGUUCUUGAUUGAAUGCUUUGCAUACUGUAGAAUUGAGCGCUCCAACUGUCUGGUUAUGAUGGAACGAGAUUUGAACUAUAUAUGGUAAUCUAAUUCUAGGUUUUGGUAUAGAGAUAGAUAUCCAAAAACAAAAAUUGAAUUUGAAUUUGAAAAGGAAAAAAAAAAUUAUUUUAAAAUACACACAAUGAUGUCGUCGGGAAUAAAUUUAGUGAUGACUGUGAUUGGAUUUGCGGUGAGUACCAUGUUCAUCGUUUUCGUCUGCACGCGUCUCAUUUGUGCUCGGAUUCAAUUGUAUGCUUCCAGGCGGGCCUUUCCAACAUCUUCUAGAUCUGAUCUUAGUAUACUGGAACGGGGUAUACAUGGUCUUGAGCAUCUUGUCGUAACCAACUUUCCGACAAAGAAAUACAGUGAUGUGUUUUUUUCCUCUUCGGAAGAUGCUCAGUGCACGGUUUGCCUUGGUGAAUAUCACCAGGAAGAUAUAUUGCGUAUCCUUCCUUUUUGUGGGCACUCCUUUCAUGCAGCCUGCAUCGACAAAUGGCUGCAGCAGCACUCAACAUGCCCGGUUUGUAGAAUUUCAUUGCGUGAGUUUCCUGAGAAAAAGUGCAUGCCACCAAUGUUCAGUUCAGCUAUCCAAUCUCAUUAUGGCAUGGAGUCCCUCGACACAAAUUCUUGUCACUGUUUAUCGGCCAACCCCGGCCUUUCAUCAAGAUCGCUUGUUGACCAUAGGAUGGAACCCAUCCAAGAGAGUCCGUUUGCAUCUCAGAAUCGUGGAUUUGAAGCCGGAGAGAGCAUCUCCAUCUUGAUUGAGGGUAGUCAGACCGCAAAAGAUUCGGGAAACAAACAUGUGGAGAGCCCAUCUAAUACAUAAAUUCUUUGAAUCCAAACUGCAAGAUUGAGAAUUUCGGAUUGCUGCAAGAUUGAAAAUGGGUGCAUUUUAAAAGUUUGAACUGAAUUCACCAAGAUUGUGAUUGUUUUCCCUAGUGGUUGGUUGUACAUAUGGCACCGCAAUUUUUUUCCCCUUUUUAUAUUUUAUUAUUUGUUUAUUUUUCUGUUCUUUUUCUAUUAGAGAGCUGGGUUUUGAGCAGUUUUGUUAAUUCAGUUAUAUAAACCUGGGUAGCUGUAGUUCUCUCUCUCUCUCUCUCUCUCUCUCAUGCACACAAACAAACACGUGCAUUUGAGCUCAUCCUUGAAGCUCCCCCACGGACUUGCUUGUAGAAAUUGUUGUAGUUAUCUUUCUGUGCAUUGGUUGAAUUA